Molecule: messenger RNA, 5110 nt
Organism: Penaeus monodon (black tiger shrimp)
Lineage: Eukaryota; Metazoa; Arthropoda; Malacostraca; Decapoda; Penaeidae
Product: ankyrin-3-like
Exons: 7
Coding region: 13-1560 (515 amino acids)
Biological process (GO): proteolysis
Molecular function (GO): protein binding; cysteine-type endopeptidase activity
Source: RefSeq, a predicted model, not a curated record
CCAGUAAGCAGCAUGUCGACAAGUGCAAAUGCACGGCUCUGGUCGAGCCUGGCCGAAGGCGACGAGAAAGGGGUGGUCCAGGCCCUAAAGGAAGGGGCUGAAGUGAACCAGGUCAGCGGCGGCGGAGGUCGGCCCAUUCACUUCGCUGCUCUUCGUCCUUCUGGCGGUCUCACGAGGAUCCUUUUGAAUCACGGCGCCCUCUGCGAUGCUCCCGACGAAGAAGGAUUCACGCCUCUAAUGGUGGCGUCCCUGAAUGGGCACACUGAGGUGGUGAAGGAGCUGCUGAAGGACGGUGCGGACCCGAGAAUACAUCGCCCUGAUGACUUCGGCGGGGACACAGCUCUCCACAUGGUCACCAACACAGACGAAGUCGAGGUGCUGAGAGCCCUGCUGGGGGCGGGGGCUGAUCCUAACGCCAGGGCCAGUGGCAUGAACGACAUGACUCCUUUGCACUUCGCUGCGGAGAAGGGGAGGGAGAACUUGGCUGAGCUGCUCGCGAUCCACCCGAGCUGCAAAGUUAAUGUGAGGGACGCCCGUGGCCUCACGCCCGCCAGCCUGGCUAAGGAAAGCUGCCCGAACCUCUCACUCUAUUUGGAUUUGUGCUGCGGAUCGAAGUCUCACUCGGACAAGCUUCUCAUCGUCGCGGUCAGAAGGAAUGAUGCGGCGGAAGUGAGGGCAGCACUGAACGAGGGAGCGGACCUGAGUGUACAGGGUCCAGAGGAUGGAGGAACCUUGCUCCACCUGGCGUCCCAAGGUUCCUCAGGGCAAGUUCUCCAGAUACUUCUCUCUCGAGGCGCCUCAGUGGACGCAAAGACCAGUCAGGGAUUCACACCGCUCAUGACAGCGGCUCAGAGGGGCGCGACGGACGCCUUAGUGCACCUUUUGGCACAUCGGGCCAAUCCAAAACUGGCCACUUCUGACGGGACGACGGCACUGCACUUGGCCCUGCAAAGUCAGGACUCUUCCGCAGUGACUGCUCUCCUCGACGCCGGCGUAGACGUCAACGCUACCACGGUCGACGGGUCCACGCCAUUGCACAUCGCCGCUGCGUCGGGGUCCCUCGGGCUGGCUCGCCUCUUGUUGGGCGACUGCCUGUGCUCCGUUGCUAUCGGGGGUCGCUCGCCUGCCCAUGUGGCAAGGGAGGCCGGCCACCUGGAAUUCGCCAAGUUCAUCGAGAAAGUUUGCAGUGAGAGUGACGACGAAAGUACUGAGGUCCCCCAAGAGAACUUCCGCGUGGUGGUCGGCCAGCCCGUGACUCCCAGUCCAGGCGUGUACCGGAACCUCUCCGAGCCGUAUCGAGGUCGAGUCCUCAUCAUUAACUACCGGGAAUUCAGUGAGGAGACAGGCACUCGCUACGGCUCUGAAAGAGAUGUAGCAAAUCUCCGCAUCGUGUUUAGAAAUAUGGGCUACCAAGUGGAAGAUCACCAGGACCUGAAUCUGGAAGAAACUAAAGAAGUGCUGAGUAACUUCAGGAGUAACGAGAAUUUAGCUAAAGUUGAUUCAAUGUUCGUGUGCAUGUUGAGUCAUGGCAUCGACCCGGGAUACAUUCUACACAUCUGAUAUGAAAAAGAUGGACGUCUCUGCGGUCCGGAAUAUGUUCAAAGAUCAGGCUUGUCCUCUCAUGAAGGGAAAACCCAAGGUCUUCCUUUUCAACUUCUGCCGCGGAAGCACUCUCGAAAGCUUCUCUGGGCAAAGUAUAGGCGACGAUUCAUCUUCGACAUCGCGGAGUCGCGACAAGGUACUUCCCGCACAGGACGAAGCCCCGCGUGACAUGCUAACCCUCUACGCGUCGACGGAAGGCUUCAAGGCUUUUAGGACGAGCAAAGGGACUUUUUUCGCGCGGUCCCUAUGUCAAGUUCUAGCCGCCCACGCCCACAACACGGACAUGGUCAGCAUGGUUCACAAGCUGGACCAGCUCAUGACUGCAAGACAACACGCUACAACGCCGGAGGCACAGACCUUCGCCUUCAAGAAGUUUUUCCUGAAUCCAUUGGAGCCUUCCGACGCAUGAUACUCUUCUGUGAGUCUCCAAUGAUGACUGCACUUCCUUGCAUGCUGGCUGGUGGACGUGCAUGCCGGCUGUCGUAAUCAGGACCUCUGUGGGCUUUUAGGUCUGUUUAUGUGUCCUACCUGUCUGUUUUUCAGUACUUAAACACUUGUGUAUGGGUGUGCAUAUACGUGUGUACAUAUAUUUGUUUGUUUGCUUGUGUGUGUUUACGUGUGUGUGUUUAUUUGCUAGUUUUCGAUUUAUGUGUCCUUUAUGUAUCCAUCGCGAUUUUGAUUACUAAAAGACAAUGGUAAAAUGAUAAAGUAAUAGCUUAUGUUACACUGGUAGUCAAUUUGCUUUAAGUAGAUUUUCAUUUUAGUUAAGAAUCAUGUAGAAUGAAGAAUCAUUUGCUGGUCGAGAAUUCUUGUUUCUCCUCCUUCACUCUCUUUUUCGUGCUUAAAAAAAUGAUCCUACACUUUUGAAGAAUAAAUAGAUAUCGACAGGCAAUUUCGCCGCGUAAAUUACUUGCGCCCUUCGACUUUCAUUUUAUUCCUCCUUCAAAUUCUGUUCUUUUGUUUGAAUUACGUUUUUGCCUCAAGGAAGAGACAGAGAGAGACGCACAUAAGAAGAGAGGGAACUUGAAUAUAUGGUAACAUUUAUAAGGCUCAAAUGCAUUAGAUUUUAACUGAAAAUGACUGAGAUGAUUACAUGGCUUACGGAUAUGUUGUUGAAUCAUCUUACGUGCUUUGUAUGACUUGCUUAGCGUUGGUCAUGUGAAACAUAGGGCUGGUAAAUAAAUUGAUAAACAGAUAGAUAAAGAGAAUGAUAGAUAGAUAUAUAGAUUGGGAAAGAAAGUGGGAGAGAUUAUAAAACUGUUGUAAAGUGUUAGUCCUUUAUGAAAUAAAACAGUUUUUUAAAUUAUUUUUCAUCAAUAUACAUUCCAAAAAUUUUUGAUAUUCAUUAACCAUUAAAUGAAUGUCGACCAAUCUCCUAUUCUAAAAAAGUGGAUUGGCAAAAACAAUAGUGUGGAAUUUAUAGCUUACCAGGGAGUUUCUUUCAGCUAUAACUCGUCAGUUUUCCUCACCAUUCCAAAAAGGAGGCAUUACUAUUCGCAUCAUUAAUAGAUACGCCUAAGAAACAUGGUAAACAAUCAUAUUUUAUUCUCGUUACUUUUUUUUAAAUAUUCUAGGAUAUAAAGAACUAAAUAUUUUGUUCAUGUAAUGCUAACGAAAAGUUUUGAAAUCAUGAUAAAGGCAAAGCGUUGUAAUUGUAUUACAAAAUUUAGCACAUCCUCCUAACCUGCAUUUACAAUUUUUCACCUGUAUCAUACUACCAACGUAUAGUUUUAACUUCAAAGAAACAUGAAAUGUAAAAAAGACAAGCUUUAUGCACAAUACCUAAGCUUCGGGACACAGAAAACAUUGCGAGAUGAAAUCAUCGCAACCAUGGCCUAUGGUCACGAGUUCGAGUUCCAGCCAUGCCCAAUCCAUCCACCCCACCAUAUUGAUCAUUUGCUUUUAUUCAAUGCAAGCUAAUAACUAUAAUUUAUUGUACAUACCGUGGUUUGGGUCUCAAUCUUGGUGAUUUCUUAUCUGGAUGCGAACUUUUCUCGAAUGAAUACAUCUCUUGCCUCUUCUCCACAAACAGAUUGUGAUGCUUCUGUAACCAAUUGGAUUAGUUUUUUUAAAACUGCUUGGGUAUGACAAAGGAAUCUUUCAAAAUUGAGCUUACAACACUCUUCUUUGAUCUGCCUAUCAGUGAACUCAUCUGAAUACUGGGCUGUCAAAGGAGAUUCUAUUAUGUCAGAUUCGUUCCAGUCAUGUGUGUGUAGUCAUUAUUUGAGAAAUUCAGUUUGUAUAUUGUGAAAUGACACAUUGUUACUGACACAGUGUUACUUGUUUUCUUAAUCCGAUGUCAUCCAAACUCUGUAAUGAAGUUAUGAUAAUCUUAGAGCAUUGUGAUGAUUAUAUUUUUUGGAUUGGCGAAGAAAGGCAUUACACUGAAUGACAAAUUUGGUUGUCUGUGUUGCUUCAUGGACUUUGUUGAACAGUUUUAAGGCAUUCUUGGCCCCAUGACCAGCUGGGCAAUUUGACCUGAUACUGAACCACGUUGGCACGUAGAGUUUAAUCACAAAAGCAGUUAAGGCUACUUAGGUGUCAUGUGGCUCGCUCACUGAGACAUAUAACCUUAGAAUUCUACUUGCAGUUGUGAGCCUUCGAGAAUGUGACAUUUUUUCCAGGCUGAUGAGCUGUUAAUCUUUCAGUAACCUGUCUUGAUCCGACAGCAGUACUAAUAUAAUUAAGGUAUCUUUGAUCACUGCUUAAAGCAUUGACUGUCUUCUGAUCAAGUUGACACAUUUCCCAGUGUUAUUUUAGAAAAUUCUUUUACUAGGAGCUUCUCAUAGGCAUGAUCUCCCCCCCCCCCCAAUGUCACCUGUAAUGCCUUGUGGACCAGUUGUCUUGCCAUCCAUUUCAUUCAUAAAAUGUCACAGUGGCUAUUCUUUUGUAUGUAACCGACAUAUAAACAUAUAUCAAUAUUGUUGUGAUCUUGCAAAUUUAUAUUCCAGUAUUUCUUGCUAUAUUCACUUGCGGAGGCACCUGAAGAUAUUAUCUGCUUAGUGUCAAACUUCAGGAUUUUGGAGUCUGUAGAGGAUUUAGAUAAAAUUGACAUCAUAUUCCAGUUAUUUCUCUAAAAUAUCACUAUUAAUGUACUCUUGUUUUGUAUAUACAUGUGUAUGAUUCGUAUGGAAUUGUAAGGCCGUACCCCCAAAAAUUAUAUCCCUUGUUUCUGUACAUGCGUGGUGGUCGGCUACUACCAAAAUCCUUGCGGGGGGUAGUAAGCCUACUUUGUCAUAACUCUUACUCGUGUGGAGUUUGUAGAAACUCUAAUCUAUUCUUAUAUUAGAUUUUAUAUUACAACCUUUCUUGAUUUUGGAAAUUAAGGAGUGGACAUUAGCCUGCGACGCUACUUUCUCUAUCGGCUCCUCCUUCCAGGAAUUUAUCUUCAAAGCAACUGCUUAAAAAUAGCUCGGGGACGUCUUAUUUUCAUACAUGUAUUAUGAUGCACCAAAAAGGAAUGUAAUUUUUUUUGUAUUUGUCUCAGUGAUAUAUAUUAUGUUGUUAA